UCGACGGCCUAACCACGGGCGGCCUCUCUGUCCAAGGGCGCCUAGGGUCGGCCGGAGUGGAUGCAGUUGCCAUCUGCCCUGUCUGCGGCGUCGGAAGUGGCACGAGGCCGUGGCUUCGGAGUCGACGGCGGGACCGACUUCUUGGAUGUUGGUGAUGGUCGCGACAGGAGGGAGGUGUGGAGGGACCUGUGGCGGGAUCACCGGCUGCGGCGAGAGGAAUACAUCACACGGGGGGUGGAGCGUCUUCACGUGGGAGACCGGGAGAACGAGAAGGAGACGGACGAUCCACCGGCGGAAGCAGACGACGACGACGACGACAACGACGUAGACUGUGGGGAAGGGGGGGGUGGUCAUGCGUCGCCAUCGUUGCAGAGCGACAUGGCUGGUAAGGGUGGGAACUCCAAGGCUUCCGGCCGCAAUGCUCAUCCGCGGGCGAAGAAAGGGCAGGGAAAGGGGAGCGGCGGCGAAGGCUCCAAUGAUGCGGAGGAGAAGCGCAACUUCUGGUCGGAGAGGGCGAGCAGGGGCUUCAAUUUCACGAUGGAUCGCGCAGUUUAUGACGAGAUAGAGGGGUCGACUGGGAURAACCACACCAUCCACCCGAAGAACGUGGCAGRCACCGGUGCGUCUSGCGGCGUGCACCCGCCUUCAACAUCUUACGUGGAUCCUGAAUCGGUGGCGGACAGGGAAGGAGGUGCAGGGCGAGAAGACGACGAGGAGGGGUCGACGCGAGGCUCUUCGCAGACGACGGGCACCCCCGRCGGUUCUGGGAAAAGGAAGAGCACGAGGCAGCAAACUUUCGAGGCGCUGACGGAAUGCAUAGAGAAACACGAAGAGCUAAUGGCGUUGACGAUGGAGAGUGCAAGCAAGCGGCAAUGCUCUAUCCAGGUCCGGCAGCGCGAGGCGUUGGAAGUGGAGGUGGAAGUUCAAAGGAAGCACUAUGCCGCGUCAGACGAAGUCAACAAACUCAUGUGCCAUGCAUUGUUGGAAAUAGCGAAAGCCAUUCGUGAGCGGCCGAGCAGCUAGGAAGUGUGUUGUGCAAUUGUGGAGUCCCUUGAUGUCGGGGGCGAGUUGUUGGCUGGUUUCCCGUUGMA
Messenger RNA from Chara braunii, 1091 nucleotides. Lineage: Eukaryota; Viridiplantae; Streptophyta; Charophyceae; Charales; Characeae. The record is from the annotation of a GenBank genome assembly.